AUGGGUGUCACCGUGUUAAGCGGAAAGCAGAACUUCAACGAAUUAAUCAACAGCGGAAAGACUGUUGUCAUCGACUUUUGGGCAACAUGGUGCGGGCCCUGCAGAUUCAUAUCACCUAUUUUCGAAGAGGUGUCGAACUCAGGAAUCUCGGGCAUCGAUUUCUAUAAGGUGGACGUGGACGCCGAGGAUGAGAUUUCCCAAGAAGUUGGCAUUAGGGCAAUGCCAACUUUCAUAGUAUUCAAGGAUGGAAACAAAAUCGACGAACUGAUAGGCGCUAACCCUUCGGGCCUCAAGUCGAUGAUUGAAAAACAUGCAUCCUAA
Messenger RNA from Microsporum canis CBS 113480, 321 nucleotides. Its product is annotated as thioredoxin. NCBI's taxonomy places the organism in Eukaryota, Fungi, Ascomycota, Eurotiomycetes, Onygenales, Arthrodermataceae. The coding region runs from base 1 to 321 and encodes 106 amino acids. Gene Ontology annotation, molecular function: protein-disulfide reductase activity. The transcript is spliced from 2 exons. The record is from RefSeq and is a predicted model, not a curated record.